Messenger RNA from Epinephelus lanceolatus (giant grouper), 1388 nucleotides. It is a transcript of the gene s100z, whose product is annotated as S100 calcium binding protein Z. Gene Ontology annotation, molecular function: calcium ion binding; calcium-dependent protein binding. The record is from RefSeq and is a predicted model, not a curated record. Lineage: Eukaryota; Metazoa; Chordata; Actinopteri; Perciformes; Serranidae.
AAGGCUCACUUAGCGUCCCCUCAUUUCCUAAUAAACAAGCUGUGUUGCAGCUUCUCUCAUCACAUUUGGGAUUCUAACUCUAACCAGGAAGCUGCAAGAGCUCUCAUCCUUCCAGCAGAAUGCCAAGCCAGCUCGAGGGUGCAAUGGAUGCGCUGAUAACAGUUUUCUACAACUACUCUGGAAACGACGGAGACAAAUACAAGCUCAACAAGGGCGAGUUAAAAGAACUCCUCAACAGUGAGCUCACUGACUUCCUCACGUCUCAGAAGGAUCCAAUGCUGGUGGAGAAAAUCAUGAAUGACUUGGACUCUAACAAAGACAACGAGGUGGAUUUCAAUGAGUUUGUUGUGUUGGUGGCCGCCCUGACUGUUGCCUGCAAUGACUUCUUCCAAGAGCAGAAGAAGAAAGCCAAGUAGAUGUCUGUAGAAAACCGGCUGUAAAUCUUAAAUCGUUUGAAAAUGUUAUCAAAUGUCCCAUCAGUUGAAUAUAGAUAAAAUUUUAGCACUUCCCAUUGUAUAGGAUUGGGAAUGUAAUAUUUAUGUAUGUAAGCACUCAGUCAUAUUGUCACAGAUUAAAAAGAAAAAAAGGUAAAAAAAAAAAUAAAAUAAAAAGACCAACGUUCAGCCUGGAGCUGUUAAACAAUGACUUUGUGAUCUCACAUCGAGCAUCAAAUUAUAGUUGUUUUUAUAUUAGAGUGAUGUUUGUGACAAAAAAUACAAAAAAGAAAAAAUCCCACUGUGUUGUCAUUGUCAUCUAUUUUUAUCAUAUUUGAAGCUGUGUUUUAUUCCACAUUUGGGAUCAUGAAAGUAAGAGCUCUUCUCCCCUAGUUUGUCUAUAUGGUGAUAGAGGGCACAGUACGUUCAGGUCAUUACUGACAAUUAACUGAGUGGCAUUAACCUUUAAAAAGACACCUUUGUCAUCAAAAAAUCCUUCAUGGUCAUUUAUUUUGUUUGCUGAGAGAGUCCCUGCUCUAAUAUAAAUGUCAAAAGUUGAAUAUCUCAUAAAUGUCUUUGUAGGCGUUGUCACAGCCUGAUGGUGCAUUAAGUAGGAAACAUUUUUGUCCCCUGACCCUCUUGCUGUCAGUCUGUGCUCCCCAGGGUGGAACACUUUCCUUCAUGUUGGUGCAAAGCUAGAGUCAUGGAAAAACGCACAGGAUCACAGUGAUAAGAUAUUUACUGUACAAUGUCUGUAACAUUUAGCCCAAUACUUUAUGCUUCUCAAGCUAGAUUUUUUUUUCUUUCCUGAUAUUUACAAUGUUUGUUUGUUUGUUUGUUUUCAACAAUUUAAAAUUCUGACCACUGAUCUGUUUUUUUAACAAUAUAAGCCUUUACAUGGUAAAAAAAAAAAUCACUUCUACAUCAUGUAAAAGCUAAAUGAAGAUACAGUGA